CACUACAAAUCAGAACCAUUUCUUCAUGUUGACGAAUAAAGAUCCACCUUUCCAAAUCUCACCAUCAGUAACGAAUAUAAGACCUCCGAUCCACUUCUUCGCUUAAGCCAUAGACUCCUCCAAGCUUUUCGGUGGUAUUUUGAGGGAAAAGCAAACCAGCAAGAAUGGAGAAAUCUUGCCCACUACUCAUUCACUUUGACAAAGGAACACCAGCUAUUGCGAAUGAAAUCAAGGAAGCUCUUGAAGGCAAUGAUGUGCCUGCAAAGACAGAUGCAAUGAAAAAGGCAAUUAUGUUGUUAUGACCACCACCGAAUCUACUUGCCAACAAACGAGUAAACCCAGCAAUGACCGGCGAUCUUGAUCUGGUCAGAAAGGAUGACCCAUUCCUCACGCAGUACCAGCCAUCAGACCUACGUGACGCAUUGGAAUUCUUGACGACAUGGCUUCCCUUCCUCUCCAAAGAUUUGUGUCACAAGUGCACUCAAAUCCUCUCCGACCGCAUCCGUUCUCUCGACCUAGAACUUGAUGGUGAAAAGGAAGAUUACAUUCGGUUCAUGAAUGUGAAAAGGAAGAAAGAUUAUUUUUGCUAUGAGAGAUCUAAAGGGAAGACUUUAAAUGUUCUUGAGGGGCUUGAACUUCACAGUGGCGUUUUCAGUGCUGCAGAACAGAAAAUAAUAGUUGAAGAAGUUUAUGCCCUUGAGGAGAAGGGCCAUAGGGGGGAAUUGAAAGAGCAGACUUAUUCAGCACCCAAGAAGUGGAUGAGGGGCAAUGGGCGUGUAACCAUCCAGUUUGGUUGUUGUUACAAUUAUGCCACUGAUAAAAUGGGCAACCCUCCAGGCAUUCUCCAAAAAGAAACUAUAGACCCUUUGCCUUCUCUUUUCAAGGUGAUGAUUAGAAGGUUGGUCAGGUGGCACGUUCUUCCUCCAACAUGUGUACCUGACAGUUGCAUUGUGAACAUCUAUGAAGAAGGGGAUUGCAUACCUCCUCACAUUGACAACCAAGAUUUCGUCCGACCCUUCUGCACUGUGUCAUUUCUUAGUGAUUGCAAUAUUAUAUUUGGGUCAAACUUAAAGAUUUUGAAUGCCGGAGAGUUUGCUGGUGCAAUUGCUAUUCCUCUUCCUGUGGGGUCUGUUCUUGUUCUAAAUGGAAAUGGGGCUGAUGUGGCGAAGCAUUGUGUUCCUGCGGUUCCCACGAAGAGAAUAUCAAUCACAUUCAGAAAAAUGGAUGAAUCAAAGAGGCCAAUUUGGUUUGUUCCAGAACCUGAUUUGCAAGGGAUUCAGCCAUUAUCAUAUGAAACAGACAAGGAGAGAAGGUUUGAUUCUUCUAACUCUGAUGACCGCACUAGAAGGCAGCCUUUUAGAAGACAUAGUACCCAAUCAGAGCCGCAUUACUCGACUCGGACAAGGCAAGGGCCUAUUCAUAAGCGAAGGUUUAGGAUGAAUCCGGACAGCUGAUGAGUGCAUAAGUAUGCCGGAAAAGAACAAUCUCUCCAAAAUAGGGUUAAUUGCGCUUUUGCACAUUGAAAGAUGGUUCUUGUUUCAAUUUGCACAUUGAAUGUUAAAUUGUUUUAAUUUCGUAAUCGAAAGAUGAAAUUGUGUCAAAUAAGUCACUUGGGUAGGCAAA
Messenger RNA from Tripterygium wilfordii, 1623 nucleotides. Its product is annotated as RNA demethylase ALKBH9B-like. The coding region runs from base 345 to 1454 and encodes 369 amino acids. Gene Ontology annotation, biological process: mRNA catabolic process. NCBI's taxonomy places the organism in Eukaryota, Viridiplantae, Streptophyta, Magnoliopsida, Celastrales, Celastraceae. Gene Ontology annotation, molecular function: demethylase activity; mRNA binding. The record is from RefSeq and is a predicted model, not a curated record. The transcript has 7 exons.